This is a messenger RNA of Heterobasidion irregulare TC 32-1, 381 nucleotides long. RefSeq lists its product as uncharacterized. The annotation marks the transcript as partial. The record is from RefSeq and is a predicted model, not a curated record. The transcript has 2 exons. NCBI's taxonomy places the organism in Eukaryota, Fungi, Basidiomycota, Agaricomycetes, Russulales, Bondarzewiaceae.
GGGCCUUUCAGAUCUGUCGAGGAGUUUCAUGGCCAGCUCAUUGCACGGGCUUGCUCGGAGUGGCCCGAAGAUCAGUCGGACUUGAUAUGGCACAAAAUUCGCCAGGUGCAUCCGCGGCCCCAUCGAAUGGUGCUCACCUACAAUGACCUGGGCCCUCAUAACAUUCUCGUCGACAACAAUCUCCACAUCACUAGAAUCGUAGACUGGGAGGUGGCUGGCUGCCUCCCUGAAUAUUGGUGCUUCACGAAGGCCACGUAUCUUCCUGUCUAUUGUAUUCCCCAGGGAAACUGGCUUGCCUUGAUGUUACAAGUGUUCCCGCAGUAUUCGGACGAGCGUGAGGCCGAAAGGUAUCUAUGGAAAUAUCGCCUGCGCUACAUCUAG